UCCCUGAAUGCCACGCGCUUGUUUUUUUUAACCUGCUAUUUAUUGUUCUAUUGUCGCUCGGCUUGUCGGACCGGUCCGGCAGGUUUGUGCGGGGCAGAGCAGGUGAGGCAGCGGGGGAAGAAGGGCGGGGAGCGGCAGCCGGAGCUCUCUACAAGCAGGAAGGAGAGGGAAACAUGGUGCGGUGACAAAACGCCUCGGACACCGACUGAGAACAGGAUACAACUUCAUUAUACUGCCUAGGGACACGGGAGAUAUCUGAGGUGCAAAGAUGAGUCGGCGGCGUGCAGAGUCCCAGGACUCUUUGGGGCCUGACGAUGAGGUCAUGCCGUACAGUGACGAUGAGACGGAUGACGAACUGGAAGUUAGCUCCGAAGAGGAACCGGAUGAGACUCCGGGAGUCCCUCUACCCCAGGUGGAAGCUAAACCCAGCGAGAUGGGAUGGAAGGUGAAAGCCAACGACAGACCUUAUCACCACUUGCCGGAGUUUCAGAAAAAAGUCUUCUUGUGUAUCAAGAAGAGCAGAUACUCCGGAAACGCCAUCAAGACGUACAAGUACAACGUCCUCACCUUCAUCCCUCUGAACUUGUACGAGCAGUUUAAGAGAGUUGCCAACCUCUACUUCCUGGCGCUGCUCAUCUUACAGAUUAUUCCAGAUAUUACUACUCUGCCCUGGUACACCACACUGAUUCCUCUGGUGGUGGUGCUGGGAAUCACCGCCAUAAAGGACCUGGUGGACGAUCUGGCGCGGCACAGGAUGGACAAGGAGAUCAACAACAGGAAGUCUGAAGUCCUGCUGGAUGGCCGGUUUCAAGAGAUAAAGUGGAGGAGCAUCCAGGUCGGAGAUGUGGUUCGCAUGAAGAAGAACGACUUUAUUCCGGCUGACAUCCUGCUGUUAUCCAGCUCCAACCCAAACAGUCUGUGCUAUGUAGAAACUGCUGAGCUCGAUGGAGAGACCAACCUGAAGUUUAAGCUGGGACUCCGAGUGACGGAUGAGCGGCUGCAGGGCGAGCGGCAGCUGGUCGACUUCAAUGCUCUGAUUGAGUGCGAGGAGCCGAACAACCGCCUGGACAAGUUUGUGGGGACGAUGAUGUGGGACAGGGAGCGGUACCCUCUGGACCUGGACAACAUGCUGCUCCGAGGCUGCACCAUCCGGAACACGGAGGAGUGUCACGGCCUCGUCAUCUUCGCAGGAGCCGACACCAAAAUCAUGAGGAACAGCGGGAAGACGAGAUUCAAAAGGACCAAGAUUGACGAGCUGAUGAACUACAUGGUUUACACGAUCUUCGUGCUGCUGCUCCUAGUGGCGGCGGGGCUGGCCAUCGGUCACUCCUUCUGGUACGAAGAGAUCGGCAUCAAUGCCUGGUAUCUGUUCGAUGGCAAGAACCAGGACGCCUCCCACCGAGGCUUCCUCAGCUUCUGGGGCUACAUCAUCGUCCUCAACACCAUGGUGCCCAUUUCACUAUACGUCAGUGUGGAGGUGAUCCGCCUCGGCCAGAGUAAGUUCAUCAACUGGGACCUGCAGAUGUACUUCUCGGAGAAAGACACGCCGGCUAAGGCUCGAACCACCACCCUGAACGAGCAGCUGGGUCAGAUCAGCUACAUCUUCUCCGACAAGACGGGGACUCUCACACAGAACGUCAUGCAGUUCAAGAAGUGCACCAUCGCCGGACGCAGCUACGGUGAUCCGACCACAGCAGAAGGAGUGGUGCUGGACCGUGGAAGGCCGGUGGACUGGAGCUGGAACCGGCAAGCGGACAGAAAGUUCGAGUUCAUGGAUAACUCCCUGGUGGCCUGUGUCCGAUCGGGGAAAGAUAAAGAUGCUACGGAGUUCUUCAAGCUUCUCUCCCUUUGCCACACGGUCAUGGUGGAGCACAAAGAAGGCGAACUGGUGUACCAGGCGGCCUCUCCCGACGAGGGCGCCCUGGUGACGGCAGCCAGGAACUUCGGCUUCGUGUUUCUGUCCCGUACGCAGGACACCAUCACCAUCAGGGAGAUGGAUCGGGAGACCACCUACGAAAUGUUGGCGCUGCUCGACUUCAACUCUGACCGCAAGCGCAUGUCUAUCAUCUUGAAGUUCCCUGAUGGUCGCAUCCGCCUCUACUGCAAAGGAGCCGAUACCGUCAUCUACGAGCGCCUUUCCCCUCACUCCAAAUACAAAGAGACUACCCAGAGUGAUCUUGAUAUCUUUGCCAACGCCACCCUGCGGACGCUGUGCUUGUGUUACAAAGACAUCAGCACGGCAGACUAUGAAGCCUGGUCUAGGAGACACAAGGAGGCGCAGGUGGCCAUGUCGAACAGAGACGCCGAGCUAGACACCGUGUACGAGCAGAUCGAGAGCAACCUGAUGCUCAUCGGUGCGACGGCCAUCGAGGACAAAUUGCAGGAUGGAGUCCCAGAGACCAUCGCCAAACUGGCCAAAGCCGACAUCAAGAUCUGGGUCCUGACUGGAGAUAAGAAAGAAACGGCCGAGAAUAUUGGAUUUUCUUGUUCCCUUUUGACCGAAGACAUGCAGAUCCACUACGGAGAAGACGUCAAUGAGAAGCUGAGCGUCCGUCAGGCCAACCGGAGAAACGACCCUCAGAGUUCCCGUCGAGGCAAAAAGAAACCCGCCGAACCGUUCUUCCCUCAGCCGGGCAAAAACGCUCUCGUGAUCACCGGAGGAUGGCUGAACGAAAUCCUGUACGAGAAGAAGAAGAAACGCCGUCGCCUGCGUCUGCGUCGUCUGGGACGGCGGGCGCCUCCCACCAACCCGGCUGACGGACAGCCAAUGGACGACUGGGAAAAGGAAAUGAGACAGAUCGACUUUGUGGACAUGGCCUGUGAGUGCGAGGCGGUCGUCUGCUGCCGCGUCACACCGAAGCAGAAGGGCAACGUGGUGGGUUUGGUGAAGAAGUACAAGAAGGCCGUGACGCUGUCCAUCGGAGACGGAGCCAAUGACGUCAACAUGAUCAAGACCGCAGACAUCGGUGUGGGCAUCAGCGGUCAGGAGGGGAUGCAGGCCGUCAUGUCCAGCGACUACGCCUUCGCUCAGUUCCGAUACCUGGAGCGCCUCCUGCUGGUGCACGGGCGCUGGUCCUACAUCCGAAUGUGCAAGUUCCUGCGGUACUUCUUCUUCAAGAACUUCGCCUACACGCUGGUCCACUUCUGGUACUCCUUCUUCAACGGAUACUCUGCACAGGUCACCUUUGAAGACUGGUUCAUCACUCUCUACAAUCUCUGUUACAGCAGCUUACCUGUUCUACUAGUUGGACUUCUCGACCAGGAUGUCACGGACAAAAUGAGCCUGAAAUUCCCCAAACUAUAUCUACCGGGACAGCAGGGGACGUUUUUCAACUACAAGAACUUCUUCAUCAGCUUGUUCCACGGCAUCUUCGUCUCGCUCAUCAUCUUCUUCAUCCCCUACGGCGCCUUCCUUCAGACCAUGGGGCAGGACGGAGAAGCCCCCUCCGACUACCAGUCCUUCGCCGUGGUCACCGCCUCCUCGCUCAUUUUUGUCGUCAACCUGCAGAUCUCCUUGGACACUUCCUACUGGACCUUUGUGAACUGCUUUGCUGUUUUGGGCAGCAUAGCAAUCUACUUCGGCAUCAUGUUCGACAUCCACAGCGCCGGGAUCCACGUCAUCUUCCCCUCAGCGUUCACCUUCACCGGCGUGGCGUCCAAUGCUCUGCGGCAGCCCUACCUGUGGUUAACCAUCAUCCUGACUGUGGGCAUCAGCCUGCUGCCGGUCAUCUGCAUCCAGUUCCUCCAUAAAACCAUCUGGCCCUCGAUAGGAGAUAAGAUCCAGAGAAACAGGAAGAAGUACGAGAUGGAACUCCAAGAGGAGGAGAAGAAGAAAAAGCCAUUCGUUUUCAAGCGUGGCGGUUCCCGCCGCUCGGCCUACGCCUUCUCUCACUCCCGGGGCUACGCCGACCUCAUCUCGUCCGGGCGGAGCAUCCGGCGCCCUGCAGGCCACCGCGGCAUCCAGGAAAGCAUCAGGGAGGUUCCUCAAAGAGAGGCGGAAAACAUCUGAGCCGGAGAGACGUGAAAUCUGUAGCCAGGUGGACUGUAAAUAUUUAAGAAAAGUUCGAGGAGCGAUUGGUUUGUCUUCCCUUUUUAUCUGUUGAGUCGCUGCUGAUAUGACCUGACAAUCUGUUGGAGAUCAAAGGUCAUUUUUUUUCUUCUGGGUUAUUUAAGUCUCUUAGAGGGAGAAAAGAAAAGUCCUCAAGUUAAAGGAAGCUUUUCUGAGUGUGUCUUUGCUCCAGUGUGUGCCUCCAAAGACAAAUGAAUGUCACCAAAGAGACAGCAGCCGUUUAACUUGACCUAGCGACAGCGUGACUGACAAUGCUGUUUAACUCAGGAUUUAAAACAAUAAGAGCCUUAUUUCUAGUCUGUUUGUCUGCUCACCAAUCCUCUGACUGGAUGAACUGGAGCACUUGAUAUGUCAGGGUUUUAUUUGAGAUGAUGUCCAGCCAAUUUGUCCAUUAGCUUCAUGAAAUUACAACAUCUUUUAAGUUUGGUUUUACUUCCAUUCGUCGGGGAUGCACAUCCAAUCCGAUUGUCCUUCAUAAAGAAUGCGCUUCAGCUACAAGCUAUCCGUUUUUAAAGUUUUAUGAUAAAUAAUGAUGGGAUGUAAAUGUGAAAGACUAUGCAGGGUGGUUGGAUGUUUCUAAAGUGUGUCUUAAUUUAAAAACGACUUGUAAAUAGUGACCUGUUCUCCUGCUGCAUCAAAUAUCCCUUAUAUGCAUUUGUUAUCGUCACUAAAUUUAGGGAAAUUCCACUUUUGUUUUGAGCCUUAAAACCAGACUGGAAUCCUUUUAUCUUUUUCUAUACCUCAACUUGACCUCAUCAUACUCUGUAGGGAAACUGCAAGGGGGCUCCAACGUGUCUUCCUUUUUAACGGCUUCUUUUUAACGUGUCUCACUAGUUUGUUUUUUCUACGUUGAACUCAAAUCACACAUUUAUGAGGUGGUUAAAAGUGAGGAUUCUCGUGUGUCACUGGUUGUUGACAACAAACCCCAAGAACAUUUUAGUUUUCCUGCAGUCCCGUAAACAGAUGUAGUAUAUUUGCUUCACAGUGCUUAGCCAAAACUGCUACGUUCCUUCUCUAUCUGUUACCGUUUCCCCUCAUGCGAGUGCUGCUGAUAUAUGUAGGAGGUCUUUUUAUUACUGAAUGAAUGGAAGCAGUAGAUAGCUGCAGAACCAGCAACCGUUUGAUCUGUCAUAUGAUGGUAUUUUAUCAUGUGGUUGUUAAUAAAAGCCAAGGGCACAUUUAGCAAUCUGA
Eleginops maclovinus (Patagonian blennie) is the source of this 5260-nucleotide messenger RNA. It is a transcript of the gene atp8b1, whose product is annotated as ATPase phospholipid transporting 8B1. The record is from RefSeq and is a predicted model, not a curated record. Gene Ontology annotation, molecular function: ATP hydrolysis activity; ATP binding; ATPase-coupled intramembrane lipid carrier activity. Gene Ontology annotation, biological process: Golgi organization; phospholipid translocation. Gene Ontology annotation, cellular component: plasma membrane; trans-Golgi network. The transcript is spliced from 30 exons. Lineage: Eukaryota; Metazoa; Chordata; Actinopteri; Perciformes; Eleginopidae. The coding region runs from base 269 to 4009 and encodes 1246 amino acids.